GCAGGUGCUUUUCUUCCCAGCCCUUCUAGAUACUUUUCAACAGGUUGUUAUAUCUCUAACAUUAUACUUAAAGUACAGCUGAAAUAAGGUACUGACGCAUGGUGUUUUAGCCCCGAUAAAACAAUAGUUGUGAUAAAUAAGCAUCUCUCAGGCUCCACCUAGAAUUGGGAUACACUGUGUCUGUCUGUCUCCUACACACUGUGGCUGCUGUGGAUUUGCAAAUGUGUUUUAAUAAUAAUGACAACGCCAAGGAUGGUCUUUGGAUUGACUUAGUAAUGAGGAUGCUAGGGAUUGAAAGACCCAUUCCUGGUGUGUGUUAUACUAUCAGUUAUGGCAGCAACUAGUUCUCCUUUGCUGAGCCCUUACCUUGCCCAGGAGUCACUGUGCACGCAGGACUAUGGCCCCGAAGCAUCCUUUAUGGAGUGGCAGCAAAUAGCCUCUGUGCUUUGAGCAGAUGAGAGUAAUCCUGCAGAUAGGCGUGAGAGUCACUCUACUCACUAGUCCCUCUUUACAAAGAAGCAGGCGUGUGCAGCAGCAGCUCCAGUAGAUGCUGUUUACUAGGAGCUGCCGGGGGGAGCCUUCUUCCCGUCUGAAGCAGAGAGCCCUUUUGCCUUUUAACUAGGUAAUAGUAGACUUGGAUCGUUUUUAAAUGGCCCUAUUACUGGUACUGUGUUAGAGCUUGUGGAUUAUUUUAUUUAAAAUUUGUAUGACAAGAUUAAGUUUAGUCGUAAGAGUUGAGUGGAUUUUGAGAUCUGAACAGGGCCCCCUCUGACAUACUUUUAGUCAAUUACAGUGUCUGACUGAUUACCAGAUAUGUCUCAUUUGAAUGCUGUUUUCGUAUCUAGAAUUUGUCCUAUGCUUCAGCUCAGCUAAGUGUGUUGGUAUAAGCUCGUUGUAAUUAACAGUGUUUUGUGACCUGGGACUCCUGUCCAAGAUCAUGGCAGAGCUAGAAAACAUUGGAAAGUAAGCUAAACGCAUUGCCUUAGUAAAACAUUCAGAAAGUCUGGAAAAAGACCUCCCCAUGCCUGCAAAACUAUACUUAAAUGUGUUUGAUUUGGUUUUAGUACAUUGAUUCCCAUUGGCUUUAGACACCAGAGGAUCCUGUUCAAAAUAGUUGCAAGUAAAUGCUGCUAGGAGAAAGAUUUUUGCCAGAAAGAGAGAUUAGACAUAUGUGUUCUCAUUCUUUGUUAAUGGGUUUUGCUUGUUUGGGCUGAAAUGAAAAUACUCCCGUACUAAAGAAAAAUAAAUCCCUCCCUUCCUGUUUGCAAAUGUAUUUCAUUUGCUGUUUGUCUUACUUAAAUAUACAGUAGAAAAGAGAAUGUGACUGCUGUUCCUUUAAUAUCAGAGCUGUGCAUGCUACAAUAGGUGUCACUGUUUGGCUUGGUCCAAUCCUGAUUGGUGGCUUCAGCUAUUGGCUCGGAGCGCUGGCUGUCUGACUCCGUCUGCAGGGCUGUAAUACCUACUCUCCUCUCUCCGAUCCAUUCACCACACAACUUCGCCGGCUGAACAGACUCGCUGGGCUCGGCAAAUCUUGCUAACCUAAUUCAGAAAGCAAGCGCCACAGCACUCUGCCUGCCUCCUUUGCUCAGCAUAGCCUUUUCAGGUGAUCCGGAAAACGGCUGUUUUUAUGAGCAAAUAAGAAAAACAGGAAUCAUGAUGGGAAUGUAUUUAACAGAUCCGGUCCUGGAUAAAACUUAAAGCCAGUUCCUCUUCAACAUAGUGAAAAGGUCACCUUGCCUGGCUGAGAAAAGCAGCAAAAUACCAGCGUGUCGGUUUCUGUUAACAUCCUAGCCCUGGCUAGCCUCUCUGCCUAGAUGUUCGAGCAAAUUUGGGAUAUCUAGCUCUAAAGAGAGACAUCCUGUACUCAUGGUAGAUGAUAAAGAAAAGAACAUGAAAUGUCUCACCUUCUUCUUGAUGCUUCCAGAGACAGUAAAGAACAGGUCCAAGAAAGGUUCAAAGAAAGCAAACAGCAGCAACAGCAGCAGCGGCAGCGGCGGCGGCAGUGGCGGCGGCGGCGGCAGCAGUAAGUUGCCCCCAGUUUGUUAUGAAAUAAUUACCUUGAAGACUAAAAAGAAGAAAAAGAUGGCUGCUGAUAUAUUCCCCCGCAAGAAACCAGCCAGCUCCAACAGCACCACUGUCCAGCAGCACCACCAGCACAAUCUCUGUAACAACAACCUCAUCCCGGCCCCCAACUGGCAGGGUCUUUAUCCCACCAUCAGAGAAAGAAAUGCGGUGAUGUUCAAUAAUGACUUGAUGGCAGAUGUCCAUUUUGUGGUUGGGCCACCAGGUGGGACUCAGCGGUUGCCAGGACACAAAUACGUCUUAGCUGUUGGGAGCUCAGUGUUCCAUGCAAUGUUUUAUGGAGAACUUGCUGAGGACAAAGAUGAAAUCCGAAUACCAGACGUCGAACCUGCUGCUUUCCUCGCCAUGCUGAAAUACAUCUAUUGUGAUGAAAUUGACUUGGCUGCGGACACAGUGCUGGCCACGCUGUAUGCUGCCAAAAAGUACAUAGUUCCUCACCUUGCCAGAGCCUGUGUCAAUUUCCUGGAGACCAGCCUGAGCGCCAAGAACGCCUGUGUGCUCCUGUCUCAGAGCUGCCUGUUUGAGGAGCCGGACCUCACACAGCGUUGCUGGGAGGUGAUUGAUGCUCAAGCCGAGCUAGCACUCAAGUCCGAGGGGUUCUGCGACAUCGACUUCCAGACGCUCGAAAGUAUCCUACGCAGGGAAACGCUGAAUGCCAAAGAAAUAGUGGUUUUUGAGGCAGCCCUGAACUGGGCUGAAGUAGAAUGCCAGCGGCAGGAUCUGGCCUUGAGCAUUGAAAAUAAGCGCAAGGUCCUAGGAAAGGCCCUGUACUUGAUCCGCAUCCCCACCAUGGCCCUGGAUGACUUUGCAAAUGGUGCUGCGCAGUCUGGGGUAUUAACUCUCAACGAGACUAAUGACAUCUUCCUCUGGUACACUGCGUCCAAAAAACCAGAACUGCAGUUUGUGAGUAAAGCCCGAAAGGGCCUAGUCCCCCAGCGCUGUCACCGGUUCCAGUCAUGUGCCUAUCGGAGCAACCAGUGGCGCUAUCGGGGUCGCUGUGACAGCAUCCAGUUUGCGGUUGAUAAGAGGGUAUUCAUCGCAGGCUUUGGGCUGUAUGGCUCCAGCUGUGGCUCUGCAGAGUACAGUGCCAAGAUUGAACUCAAACGGCAGGGCGUUGUCCUGGGCCAGAACUUGAGCAAGUACUUUUCAGACGGAUCCAGCAAUACCUUCCCUGUGUGGUUUGAAUAUCCGGUGCAGAUUGAGCCAGACACCUUCUAUACAGCCAGUGUGGUGCUGGAUGGCAAUGAACUCAGCUACUUUGGACAAGAAGGCAUGACCGAAGUUCAAUGUGGCAAGGUGACUGUCCAGUUUCAGUGCUCCUCAGAUAGCACCAAUGGCACUGGGGUACAGGGAGGGCAGAUCCCAGAACUCAUAUUCUAUGCCUGAACCUUCCUUUGCUUAAGCAUCAUGAGGCACCCACAUGGGCCAUCCUUGCCUGACGCUUAGCUCGUCUCCAGAUAUGUGGUCAGCACAGGUAAUUUGUAAUGAAUGAAGCAGUAGGCAGUUUCUAAUGUCUUUGAACCUUUUAAUUAUGUACAGGCUAAAAUGCAACAUUCCGCUUUUAACUAUAUGCUUAGAAGAGCCAAGUUCUUACUCAGGCUUUGUGGUUUUAGAGUUGCGUCUGUAUGCCUAGGGAGAUCAUGUGCUUUUCCAAGUGCCCACCAACCUCCCACUUUUGUACCUCUGAAGAAGAUUUUGAAUUGACUUGAAUUUCCUUUGAUGAAUGGAAGUAUGUAUCCUAAAGUAAUAUCAAGUUAUUUUUAAACGGAAACCCUCCUUUCCUCUCAAAAUAAAUAAAAACAAAAAACAGGUGAACCUCAGUGUACAAUUUUGAAAGAAUAUUUGCUUUGUAAAAAGUAAACUUAGAAAGUAACCAGUAGGCCAGUCAUCAUGUUUGACUCUCUUCUUUUACAUUUGUUGCUUCUGGGCCUUGCUUUUAUAUUCUUUGUAUCUUAAGUUCAUAUCUUUGUUUCCUGCUAAAUAAUUUACACUGUGGUGUAAGGAAUUGGAUGUUUGUUUAGGCCACGACUUCUGCUACAAAGCAGACUUACGUUCUUUUAGUUUAGAAGACAAGAUACCAGAGUGCAGAUACUUCUUUCAGAAUUGGUGAAGUUAGAAAAUUUUAUUGUCAAUAGAAAAAAAGUUGCAAACCUGCUAAUUUAUACUACAUCAGGUAAAAGGGAAGCCUGAAAAUGCCCUAUACAAUGAAUUGUUCAGUUUAUCAGUGAGAAGCAUACAGUUUGGAAAAGCCACUCUUGCUGAUAGUUUUGGACAUUCCCCCAACUCUCUCUCUCUCUCUCUCUCUCUCUCUCUCUCUCUCUCUCUCUCCUCUCUCUCUCUCUCUCUCUCCCUCUCUCCUCUCUGCUUGUUCUUAAGUCUUACUGCAUUCUCAAGUCUUACAAGGACUUGAGUUUCCCCCCUCCCCCUGUUAGAAGAGGACCAAGCAGUGGAGGUAUGGAGUAAUGGUAGCACUACUUGUCAAUGUGAUAAUGUACUUUUUAUGCUUUUUUUUUUUAAUUGAAACAUUCUUUAUCUGAUCUUUGACCAUAGACGAUCUUAUUUGUUGAUUAUGAACAAGUUUCUGGACUGCUAGAACCUGGCCUCUGGCCAUCUUAAAGUGCCAAUAUAUGCCUGCAGGGUUUUUGAAAAAUGGUUCGGAGUGACACUGGGUUAUACCGAGUAUUCACCUCAUCAGCAUCACAUGCAGCUCUCAUUUGUCCAUGGUAGCAUAAGCAAAGAGGGAAAAGCUCACAGACAACUUCUCCUUCCAUGAUGGCUCGUGUUGGCUUAGUGCCUGUGACCCUGGUAGUGUCCAGUGUGGUCACUUGAAACUGAAAUAUCCAUGUGUUUCUGGGCAGCUUUUCUGCCCAGUGUGAUCCUGAGAUGGCUCCCCACCACCCAGAGUGUGGUCCCUGGCCGCCUCCUUCUCCUGCUCUGUAAGCCAAAGUUGGCUUCCCUGGAGCAGGGGCUAGUCCUGGGGUGUGUGUGUCUGUGUGCGCAAUAUGCGCAUGAGAGAGUGCUUGCCAACUCAGGAACUGCCUCCUCCCUGCCUGGCUACUGGUGGGUGUGUCAGAAAGGCCUCCCACCCCCCUGCUGGUGCCAGCAAGGCCCAGUGAGUGACUGCUUCCACUCACUGUGCUUCUGGGCCACUUUUUCCCCUACAGAUAUGGGUUUGUGGCCUUUGGCCAGCAUCCCUGGUGGAGGAGAGCACUGGAUUAUGGGAAAUGUUUUAAUCAUUUUGCCAUUACUUACAUCUGUUAACAUAGGUGACCAAAAGCUCUUAUUGGUGACUAGAUGAAUAUUCCUAGGACAACUUUAAAAAUAAUCUCUCAAUUGCUUCUUAAUAAAGAAGAUGACAGGUUGUAGUUUUGGCAAAGCAUACGUAAAAUAAAGGUACAUUGUCAAUUAAAAUUACUUCUACAAAGACUUUUGUUUUAAAAUUAUGGUUAAACAUUUCAGUAACUCAUAGCUACCAUACAAAUUGGUAAGCUUGACUAGAAGGCACUUACUGUUAAGCCAGAGGAGAAGGAAUUCUGUUUAGCACUGAUUGAGUCCUGUCAGAUAGUUGGGGUGGGUGUGAUAGCCUUAAAGGGGCAGCAUCCACCCCCUACUCAUUCUUAUUGUGACUUAGCUGCACUCUGUGUGGCUAGGCAAGUGCAGUUCACUGAGGAUGGGAUAACAUAACUUUAUAUUAAUUAUUACUAUAUUUUAAAAAAAGAUACACCCACUUUCUGAUUGGCCUUUGCCAAGAACUGUGGGUAAGAUUGGAAAGCUGUACCUAAAAUAAGAAAUUUUAUGUUCUGAACCUAUUCUAUCUGCAUUUUCAGCAAAACAAAAGAUAAUGUGCUUGCUUUGGUUUCCUUUGGUAGUUUUGAACUUUGUAGUUUGUAAGAAUAGAAACCAUUGUUCUGACAGGGCUGCCAGCUCUAGUGUAUAAACACAACUUUAGUAAGCAGAAAACGCUAUAGAUGCUUUUCCCAGCAUACCUGGCAAUCUUCAUCAUUGUUCAUACUGGGGAUAAGGGUAACUAGGCUAGCAGUUCUAAUGCAACAUUCUUAAUCUUAUCGUAAGAUAGUAUUUAAGUAAAUGGUCUCAUUUCUACAUAAUUAUUGCACUGAACUGUUCUUUUUUUUAAGGUGUUUAAAUAAGCUCAGCUAAUUCAGUACACUGUGGGCAACUAUGCAUUAGUGUGCUUGACUUUAGCAGCUUACAGCAUUAUUUAUGAAGGAAAAUAUAUAAAUAUGAAGUACCUCAUGUUGAAUGUUAUUGUACUGUAUUUUUAAUGUAACAGUGCAGAUCUUGUUAGACACAUGAAUGUGUAAUCAUGUUAAAUGCAAAUAAAAUAAAACUGGUUCAUA
Molecule: messenger RNA, 6440 nt
Organism: Peromyscus leucopus (white-footed mouse)
Lineage: Eukaryota; Metazoa; Chordata; Mammalia; Rodentia; Cricetidae
Gene: Btbd3
Product: BTB domain containing 3
Exons: 4
Coding region: 1867-3468 (533 amino acids)
Biological process (GO): cerebral cortex development; dendrite morphogenesis; neurogenesis
Cellular component (GO): cytosol
Molecular function (GO): protein binding
Source: RefSeq, a predicted model, not a curated record